AUGACAGGGGUUCAGCCAAUGCCCUGUCCGGUGCUCCUGGGCACUGUGAAAGGUGGAGGUUUAUCAGCUCUACUGCACAGAUACACAAUUGAGAAAAAAGUAGCAAAAGUGGAGAAAGUGCUCAAGAAAGGUGUGGGAGUUGACAGCAUGAACCACCUUGGACAGACAUCACUCUUUUGUGCGUCUCUCCUUGGCUUUGCUGGUGUAGCAGAGAAACUUCUACAGUAUGGAGCGAACCCAAAUCACCGCUGUAAUGAUGGAAGUACUCCCGUCCAUGCUGCAGUUUUCUCUUGUAAUCCCUGGUUGCUGAGUUCACUGCUGGAUGCUGGCGGGGACUUGCGUCUCCAUGAUGAUCAGGGCCGGAUACCGAAGGACUGGGCCAAGGCAGGCGCUCAGGAGAACAGUCCGAAGAUGCUUGCUUUUCUGAAGAGAUGCGAGUCUCAAAUGCAGAGCUUGUUGCAAACACAUCUGUCCAGAGUUGCGCGUACCACCCUGACCUCCUCAAAGACACUGCUGAGCUCUCCAUCCCUGCUCAAGCUCUUGCGACCUUGUUGGAAAGGAUGUCGUGUCACUGUUAAAGAGCUACAUGAUCAGAUUUUGCAACAAUGUGAAGAACAUGAUGGUCUCCUGGAUCUGCUCAUUUCUGAGCAGGAGUAUUGCUGUCAGCUGUCUCACCCGCACCUGCUGCUGCUGAUGGCUGUGAGUAUCUCCGCUGACCUGGACAGCACAAAGCUGGUCUAUGAGAGAGUAAAUGUGGGAUCCCUGUACAAUCUGCUGCACCAGAGGCAGGAUGAGUUUCCUUUCCUACCGCUGUUUGACCUAUUAUCAGUGGUGCUACAGGUAUGUGAGGUGUUAAUGUACCUGCAUGGCCAAUCUCUGGUGCUCAGGGCUCUUUCCUCACACACUGUACUUAUAGUGCACCCUGGAGUUGCCAAGGUUACAGGCCUUGGGUUCAUUGUACCCAGUGAGGGAACGACCCCCUACACCCCACCUCCUGUUCCUUUGCCUCUCAGCCUGAUCAACUGGGCAGCUCCAGAAGUGAUUAGAUGUAGAGCAUGUACAGGAAAAGCUGAUCUCUAUAGUGUGUGCGCCCUUUUACAGGAGAUCUUUACAGAUGCUGUGCCAUGGGGCUCCACAGACUCACGCUGGAUAAAACGGUCAGUAGAGGCCGGUCAGGCUCUGAUAGCAAACCCUGCUGUGCCUGAGCCUUAUUACCACUUCCUGCAGACGGGCCUCCAGCACAGAGCCCAGCACAGGACCAGCAGCCUGCAUGAUUUGUGCUACAAUCUACGCUGUCAUAUAAGGGAGAUAAGAAGCGAGAAGACGAGAAGUGGAUGGCACUCAUGGUCAGCUCUUCAGAGCAUCCCUGGAUGGAAUACUGAUAUUAAUCAGACAAGAGAGCAAGACAAAUCUGUAUAUCAGCACUGCAGGACUGCAGUACACAAUGAUAUCCGGGAACAUCACCUGAAAAGAAUCUACAGAGAAGAAGAGGAGUCCACCACAGACACUAAUGACCUCCACUCAGAUAUUUCGCAUAGUGACAUCACUGCUUUGCAUGAAUGGCCAACUACCCAUCAUACCCCACUCACUGAGGCACCUUGUUCAAACCAUACUGAUACAGACAAGGAUCGGGCAAUUAGUCGCUCUAUCUCAAAGCAUACUGGCUCCAUUGUUCUCAACCUCAAAGUGUCUCAGGUUCUUCUACAGCAAGCUGAGCAGAGUCUGGAUAAUGUGGAGGCAGCCCAAUUGGGCACCCCAUGCUUUGAUGAGGUGGAUGCUGUGAUGAAGAGGGCGAACAUGGAAAAAGAGCGCAAUGAUGGUGUUGGGAAGGCUAUGGGGCCACCGUUCGAAAAUUAUAUAUCCAAGUGGACCAUUAAUGGAGAUGAGGAGGUCAGUCAGUGCAGUUCAGCUCAAGAUGAGAGCUUCGAAAGCACAUCCUAUCCUAGUAGUGUACAGGAGGAGAAAAGGGACUUGAAGAGAGUUGAAACAACAAAAAGAGGACAGCAACAGACAGGACGUCAAACGUCUGAGAGGUUAUAUGUACAACUUGGGUUGUCUGAGACCCAGAAAGACAGCACAGGCCGAUCUUGUCUUGAAGAUCAUUUCCAAACAAAACCCUCAUGGACCAGUGAGGUUAGUGAAAUGGUGGCCCUAAUGACACGUGGGUGCUGGGGGUCACCCUUGAGUGCUUUUGGCAGCAGUGACAGUGAGGAUGUAGUGGAGCAACAGCUCCACCUACAGGACAGACAUAGUGUGAACAGCUACCAGGAAUCUGGGACCCAGGAAAGCACUGAUCUGGAGCAACUAUUCAAGAGUUUUGCCGGUAUUCAGAGUGAUAGUGAGGAGAGCACAAAUUACCACACUAUCAAUCACACUUUUGAUGUGACCAAUGGUGUGCUGGAGGCUACAAGCCAAACAGAGGACGAGGGAAGUUCAGAUGGUGCAGACUGUACACAGACACAGCAAUCUAGCAUGUUCUACACACCCAAACACUACCUGUCCAACUGCGCAUCAUCUGGUGAAGAGCGUUCUCAGUCAGAGGAUGAGUUGGACGUCACAGUGGAGGUGUGUCGACCCAGCUCAUCCCCAGCAGAGGGAAAACAGGCUGUUGAAAACAGUCUGAGUGAAUACCAUCUUGCUCAAGAGGACUCAAAGGAUUCAGAAUCUAUUACCCCUGUGCACAGGUGCAUUCCUACCAUCAGUUGUUUGCCAGACCUGGCUGAGAUUGCAGACCACUCCACCAUAUCCUGUUCACCAGCCCAUCACCAAGAAUGGGUGGAGUCAGCUGAAGCCCCACCCAUCCCUCUCAGCAGAGGACAUCCACCUUGUAACAGCACCCCACGCAGCCCAAAAGGCCAUAGGACACACAUUCAAUAUGUGCAGGUUGGAACUGAACCCCUCCCUCACCUCCAGAGCCUGUUGGACUCGUCACCAUGGGGCAGUGCUCCAUCCCAUACUGUCUGCACAGAGAGUUACGCCACAGCCAGCGCAGGAGACAGCAGCACUACAAAUGCCUCUGUGUCCAGCAUCCUGCAGUCUCCAGUGUUAAUCAACAUCUCUAAGGAUGGAAGGGAGGAAAUAGACUCUCCCUCCAGCGGUAAUGCAGAAUUCACCACUGCCAGCUCUGGAGCUAGACAGACCACUGAGACCAGCCAGGGGACCAGUGAAGAGAUAGAGCUUCCUAUUGAGAAUACUGAUGUGGAUGAGGAGGGACAGGAGGUAGGUGAUGGCCCGUCAGAUUCUGAACAUCAAUGUGAGCAAGAGUCCGCUGAUGAAAAGGUGUUUGAAGAUGAAAACAAUGCAGAGAGGAUGGAAGGGUGUGAGGGUGAAAACCCAUGUCAGAUACAUGACCAGCAUCCAGAUGUCAACCCUGCUGAUAUGGAUAGUAAUGCAAACUUGCGGAGUCAUAGCCUUGAUGAAACGGAGAGGGUAAGCUUCACCCUUGAUGAGGAUCUACAGAGAAUGCUUUUGGAAAGAGCCACAGAGCAGAGAACCCCUAGAGACUCAGGGUCCUUCGUGUCUCAGUCUGACAUAAAAGGAGAUGGGGAUGUGAAAGAGGACUUGGGUUGUCCAGAAGGGGACUACAUAGAGACAUCAGAAUGUAUAAACGAGCUGGGAGAGAAGAUUGAGGCAGCUGAUCAGGAGAACCAUCCUAACAGCAGAGUUCUUGAGCAGACAGUUCCAGAGUCAGUCAAUCUGCACCGUUAAAGAUGAGCCG
This is a messenger RNA of Sinocyclocheilus anshuiensis, 3718 nucleotides long. RefSeq lists its product as uncharacterized. Gene Ontology annotation, cellular component: kinetochore; midbody; intercellular bridge. NCBI's taxonomy places the organism in Eukaryota, Metazoa, Chordata, Actinopteri, Cypriniformes, Cyprinidae. Gene Ontology annotation, molecular function: protein binding; ATP binding; protein kinase activity. The transcript has 27 exons. The record is from RefSeq and is a predicted model, not a curated record. Bases 1 to 3708 code for a protein of 1235 amino acids. Gene Ontology annotation, biological process: mitotic spindle assembly checkpoint signaling; intercellular bridge organization; attachment of spindle microtubules to kinetochore.